Messenger RNA from Coregonus sp. 'balchen', 507 nucleotides. The record is from the annotation of a GenBank genome assembly. Lineage: Eukaryota; Metazoa; Chordata; Actinopteri; Salmoniformes; Salmonidae.
ACGGUGCGGACCUUCUCACUGAAGGGGAUGACCAGUAAGCUGUUUGGCCAGGAGACUGCAGAGCAGAGGGAGGCUAAACUACAAGUGUUGGAACAGCAGAUAGCGGAGGGAGAGGUGGUUGUCAAAGAGAAGAACACCGAGAGCGAGUGAGAAACCCUCAUUCUCAAUCUCCUCUUAUCUCCUUCUCUCUCUGUCUCCAUCUUUUUCACUUUCUCUCUCUCGCAUUCUCUCUCAUUUUCUCUCUCUGGCUCCUGUGAUUGUCUAGCAUGUUAUAAUUGAAUCACUAAAUUUGCUGCUCUAAUCAGCUGCUUUGAACGGUUGACCAGCUGACCAUUUUUGUUGUUUAUUUCAAUUAUUUGAGAAGGUUCUAAAGCAAGUCUCUGUCUCCCCAGUGAGUUUGUGAAGACUGCCUGGGUAGACAUUGAGCGCUUUAAGGACCAGAAGGACCGGGACCUGAAGGAGGCCUUAAUCAGCUAUGCAGUCAUGCAGAUCAGCAUGUGCAAAAAG